AUGGCUGACCCACCGUUGUUGUCUACACCACGCAAUACUGAAAGAGAUGCUGAUUCGUCUAAUCUGGAAAUUGGAAUUGGGAGGAUUGAAUCAAAGCUGGAUAAACUGAUUGGCUGGCAGCAAGAAGUGAUAUCGGAGGUGCGCAAUAUCCAAGUUGCACUUAAUGAACUACGUACCACAACUGAAACCCUAAUGGAUGAGCAGCAACAGUUACGUGAACAAAAUGAUGAGCUGCGAAAGAAAGUAGAAUGGUGUGAAAUUGAAAUCGACAAACAAAAGCAAGAAAAAUUGAGCCAUUCUCUGGAAAUGUCGAACAUUCCGGACAUGGAAGGUGAAGAUCUAUUUAAAAUUGCAAAUACUAUUUGCGGAGAGAUUGGAGUCGAACUACGAAAGGAUGAAGUCAAGGAGAUCUUCCGGACGCCUGCCUAUGCGUCCACGAAAUCUCAAUUGCCUCCAUCUAUUCAGAACCUUCAACUACCGUCUCAAUCGAACACACGAUCAUUAACCACUAUUAAAUCUCUCAAAAUCAACAAAACGAAUAGUCUCAAACUGUUCUACUUCAACGCUAGAAGUCUACGAGAUAAACUUACCGAGCUAGAAGUACUACUGGAUGAUGCCCCAUGCCGAAUGGAUGUUCUUCUGAUAACAGAAACAUGGUCCCGAGGUGAUGUUGAAUCAUCCAUGUCACUUCUAAACUACAAUUGCUUCUUCGCUUCGCGAUCAUCAAGGCGAGGAGGAGGUUCAGCAAUAUUCGUUCACAAAGAUAUCAAUGCCAAACUUGUGGAAUCGUAUUGUGACGAAUACAACAGUAUUGUUGCUGUGGAAAUUGGAUAUCCACAAAAGAUUGUUUUGACCUGUGUAUAUAGGCCACCCCAAACACUUGCCACCGCUGUGGAUGGAUUCAUAGAAUUGCUAGAUGAAUUUCUCACUCGACGAGGAAAAUACACCAUGAUCUUAUGCGGAGAUUUCAACAUCGAUUUGUUGCGAACUAACACUACCGUGCAGAAAUAUACGACUACGGUUCACUCAAAUGGAUUUAACUUCUGCGACACUACUCCGACCCGAUAUGAAGCGUGUCUGGAUCACAUAUCUACUAACAACACAGCAAUCCACACAACAGUACAACAUCUGCAGUACAGUUUAUUCGACCACGAUGCUAUCUUCGUUGAAGCCGACUACAAGAUAACUAGCCUGCCACAAAUGCGAGAAGUUUACCCAAAAAUUAACAUAAACAGUUUCCGUGAGAUCCUGCUACAGCACCCUAUAGUGACGAGCCGUAGUGUCGGUGUGGAAACUAACUACACUUCGUUCAUCUCAAGAUUCCAACAAGCACAGGGAAAUUCAUCGAAACGCAUACUAGUGUCAACAGUAACUCGCAGACAUUCGAAACCGUGGAUGGAUUACGAAGUAGUGGUGUGUAUACGGGCCAAAAAUUACUGGUAUGCAAAACAUCGCAAAAAUAGAUCCGAUAACUUCGUCCGAAACGUAUAUUAUGACUGGUGUAGAAAAGUGACAUACAUGAAGCGAAGAAAAAUGAAACAAUACUAUGCUAAUAAGUUUGAACGAGCUAAGGGAAGUGUAUCGAAAACUUGGGACACUAUAAAGCAAGUUAUAGGUACGAUCAAAAACUGUGAUGCAAUUACCGGAAAGUGUGAUACCUUAGAAGAUAGACUAUGUGUGCUUGAAAAUGCGAACAACUACUUCGCCAGGGCUGGCGCGCAACUAGCGAAGAAGAUACCAUAUGUGGAUCUGGGACCAUUCUGCGAACAAACCAAUAUUUCGCUCAACUUCACCACUGUUGGGCUAUCAAAUGUAAAAGAGUUUAUUAAUGCACUCCCAGCAACAGCAUCAGCUGGCUAUGAUGGAAUCCAGUCAACAAUUCUCAAGGAACUCUGUGAAGAACUGUCGCCGAACAUAUGUGACAUAGUUAACUCCUCAAUCCUACAAGCUCGAAUACCAGCUGAACUGAAAGUAGCGAAAGUGGUUGCAAUUCCGAAAUCGUCAACCCCUAGUAAUAUCUCAGAAUUCAGGCCAAUCUCAAUUCCUUGUGUAGUCGACAAAAUUCUUCAAAAAGCUAUUAACAAACAGCUCAUGGAACACCUUGAGAAUCACAGUCUUCUCUCAUCUCGGCAAUACGGAUUUCGGCCGAGUUCUAAUACACAAGCUGCUUUAUUCGAUGUCGUUUCAACAAUCCAAUCGCUAUGUGAUCGGAAGGAAAAGGUUGCGGCGGUGUUUCUUGAUCUAAGCAAGGCUUUUGAUACCUGUAAUCGAAAAAUUCUUCUCCGUCGUUUGAAUGAGCUUGGAGUGAAAGGAAAGAGUUGUAAGUGGUUCAGAGAUUUUCUCGACAAUCGUAAACAAUAUCUUUACGAUAAAGGUAUCAGUAGUUCGCAGCAUCCUAUUGACUUUGGAGUUGUUCAAGGUAGCACAUUAGGACCAACGUUGUUCAACUGUUACAUCAACAACCUAAAAGACCUACCUCUUCAUGGAAUCUUGUUUAUGUAUGCUGACGACAUCGUGCUAAUUUACACCGGAGCAAACUGUAAUGAACUCCAGCAGCUGAUUAACUAG
Toxorhynchites rutilus septentrionalis is the source of this 2568-nucleotide messenger RNA. RefSeq lists its product as uncharacterized. NCBI's taxonomy places the organism in Eukaryota, Metazoa, Arthropoda, Insecta, Diptera, Culicidae. The record is from RefSeq and is a predicted model, not a curated record. Gene Ontology annotation, molecular function: catalytic activity. The coding region runs from base 1 to 2568 and encodes 855 amino acids. The transcript is spliced from 2 exons.